GGAGCGUCUUGCAUACCCCGUAGGGAAGGAGGCUCACAGUUCCCCUGUGGUCCGAGAUCAAAUCAGCCGGUAGCACCCGGACAAUUUACCCCCAUUCGUACCUUUUCAAAGCUCCCGAACAUUCUCGAAAGUUGUCAUUACACCUUCGGUACGAGAUAUGUGCGACGAGAUGGUCGCAUGGCCAAAUGGUGUAGGGGAUACGCCUCAGAUCGUGUUAUGUCAAAAAAUAAAGUACGUGGGCGGGUAGGUGCAUGAGAAGAGUGGCCAACGAAUUCCCAAAUUGGAAAUAUUGAGGCGGAAUAUGCACCCAGGUGGACCGCAAACAGAGUGAAAGAGAAGAAGAAAGGACUACCUUGAACAUCGGCUAUUAUAUCUUGACUGUCUAUUGGAUGUCUUGCCGCGUUUUCAGAGACAUAUGAUGGUGGCUCAUACGAGUUUGGUGGAUGUAGUGUAUAGAGAAUGCGGUUGGGUGAAAUUUGUCAGAACUAAGUGGUAUUCAUCCCGGAGUUUAGUUGGAUUCCUGAGUGAGUAAGUACUCCACAACUGAUACUUACGAACUCGUAUACAUUGCAAACUCGUAGUCAAGAAGCGUUGAUUAGGCCUCUUAGACCGGUAGCAACCGUACUCUCUUCCCUGCGGGGGUGUAAGCCGCUCCGCUGGCACUCCGUGGGCCACUAGCCGUGGAGGCCUUGUUCCUCUGACGAGGAAACUCAAGGGGUCUUUGCAACAGUCUCCUCGAAGAGGAGCUAGGCACCACGCUAGUGGCUCUCCCCGAGCAGGGGCCAGCGGAGCGGCUUUCUACCCUCGCAGAGAAUGGUGUGGGGCGAUACCCUGCGGGGCUAGUGAGCGAGUAUUAAUACAAGAUCAUAUCCAUCUGACCAUAAAAUAUUCCUCAUCAUCUCUCCAUUGACCCAAUUCCCCAUCAUGGUUACAUUAUUUUCUCUCAAGCAACUUCUGAUUGUAUUGUACGGAACUUUGGUUUCAGCAGCAUCUCUUCAGAGCCGCAACGACGAGCCACAGGGACCGUUACUUGCCCCUUCAUUAAGGCUCGACUUGGCAAACUCCUCUGUGGUUGAUUUGAGUGAUAUUCGAGCAGUAUUUGUGCCCAAUCCAAACUAUCAAGGUCCUUCUAACCCUUUGCUCAGAACAGAUGUUCGUGCAUGCUUGAAGAAUUUCGAAACGGGGAACGACUUUCGUAGUCUUGCAGAUGCAACCCCGCCAUGGCUUGAUGGCUUAAGACUGAUUUCCUACAGCAUCAAGGACCAAUCCAACUACAACUACUGCGGGCGGGUGGGCCACAAACUCGGUAGAUUGAACUAUAGGUAUCAUGCCAGUGGUGCAUGUGGCACCACUGCACUCCAAUCAACAAUCCAAGGGGCCCUAGACAAGGCAUUCAAGCAAAUUAUCCUGAAGGGAUACAAUAGCUUUUACUGUAUUGAAUUAACUCAUGGAGGUGCCUGGCACGGGUAUUUAUUGGUUGGUCCUCAAGCUGGAUUCCCCGAGAACUAUCAAUGUGGGGCUAACAACGCGGGCCAAUGUGUUAGCGGUGGGAACAAUGAUGUAGUUUAACCAAGGCCCACAUUUGACAGGAGCUCAUCUCUCAGCGGCCCAUCCUUUGUAUAUAAAGUCUAUAGCACUGCCCAAAUUAUAACCAAGUCACUCCUCCAGCUCUUGAAAUAG
This is a messenger RNA of [Candida] anglica, 1680 nucleotides long. The record is from the annotation of a GenBank genome assembly. Lineage: Eukaryota; Fungi; Ascomycota; Pichiomycetes; Serinales; Debaryomycetaceae.